AUGAUAAAGGGCACACAAAAUAUACAAAUUAAAAAACCUAUUGGCAACGAGUUGCUUAUGGGAAUUAAAAAAAUGGAAAAUGAGUUAAAAGAUAGAAAUGAAGAAUUUGAAGAAUUGAGCAAUAACUAUAGAGAAAUAUAUGGACUAUAUCUUAUGACAAAGAAAAACUUAGAUGAAUCUUCAAAUAACUUUCAAGGAAAAAUAUGCAAACUGGAAUCUGUGAUAAAUGGAAAAAAUAAUGAAUACAUGAAUCUAAAGGCAAAUUUUGAACAAGUGGUAGAGGAAAAAAAUAAGCUUGAAGAAGAUAUCAAUGAAUAUGAAAAAGCCAUUUAUGAAAUCAACGAAAAUUUGACAUCUCUAAAGGAAGCACAUAUAGAGGAAUUAAAAGAAAUCCAAGAAGAAAUCUCCAAUCUUUAUUUAGAAAUUGAAAAAUCAAAGGAACAAUUAGAUACCAUGCAAGCAGAAUGUGAAGAUCUAAGAAAGCUUAAUCAUAAUAAAAGUAACACAAUCAAUUCCCUAAGUAAAGAAAUUGAAGCCCUUAAGGAAGAGAAAAAACAACGUGAAGAUGAAAUGGAAUUAAUAAUAUCUUGCCAAAAUAAAGUAAAAAUGGAAAUGGAAUAUAUGAAUAAAGAAAAGGAUAAAUUAAAAGACAAUGAAGAAAAAUUUUUAAUGGAAAAAAAACAUUUUGAAAUAUAUAAACAACAACUAGAAGAAGACAAAAAAGCUAUCGAAAAAAAAAAUGAAGAAUUAGGAAAAGAAAAAGAUAGACAAGAAAACAAUAUGAAAAAUAUUAUAAUCAAGUAUUCCAACUUACAAAAAAAGGUAGAUGAUCUCUCAGAGGACAAUUCGAACAAAGAUACUUGUAUAAAGGAAAACCAAAAUAAAAUAAAUUUGUUGAAUGAUGAAAACAAAGUACUCAAGAACGAAGUCACAAAUCUAAACUCUAAAAUGCAAGAAUUAAAAAAUGAGUUGGAUUGUGAACAAAAAAAAAACACAGAAUUAAUGGAAAAUGUUGAUAAUAAAACUAAUGAAGUGUCUCAAAGGGACUCUAUUAUACAAAUUUUAUAUAAUAAAUUGAAAGAACAAGAAAACGAAAAUCUUAUAUUUCAGAAUGAAAAUAUAUCUUUGAAAAACCAUAGUAAAAAGUUGAAUACAAUUUUAGAAAAUAGGAAAAAAGAAAUGGAGCAUAUUGAAAAUGGGUUAUGUGAUAAACUAACUAAAUUAAUAAUUCGAAGAAAAAUAAGGGACAAAGAUGACUUAUGUUUUGAUGGACAUCCCCAAUCAAUGCUCUUGAAAAUUUUGUGGAAUGGAUAUAUAGAUAUAUGCAAAAAUGUAUUACGCUCGAGGGAUAGUUAUUUAUUUACUCAAAAUAGAAACCACAAAUUUAUUCGUGUUUAUGAUACAGAUAUGUUUUUGGACAUUACUCAAGAAAGCACAAACAAAUGCUCAAUCUCAUACAAAAGCGAAACCCGAGGAAUUUUUUUUGUAAAUGAUGAUGAAUCAAAAAACAUGAUUUAUGUUGGACCGUUUAGCAAAUAUAGUGGAUAUAAUGUAGCAGUUAGUCAAAAAAGCAAUAGUUUAGAAUUAAUUAGCAAAUCUCGGAACAGUUAUAUAUUUGAAGAAUUAUUUACAACAAAAAAAGGAACAAAAUUAAUUUUGAUAAAAGAAAAAGAAAGUGGUAAAUAUUUUGGUGGGUUACAUAAUAAUUUGUAUUUUGAAAAACAAAAACAAAAACAAAAUGGUGUUGAUAAGUCAUAUUAUAAUGAUGCAGUAAAUAAACUAAUUGAUUAUAUGUCUAACGAUAAAGAAGAAAAUGCAAGCAUGGUUCUAAAAAAGUGUAAUAGCGAGGUUAAAAUUGAAAAUGUUGGAAAGGUUGAAAAUGUUGGAAAGGUUGAAAAUGUUGGAAAGGUUGAAAAAGUUGGAAGUGCUGAAAAUGUUGGAAAGGUUGAAAAAGUUGGAAAAGUUGAAAAUGUUGGAAAAGUUGGAAGUGGUGAAAUUGGCGAAAGUGGUGAAAUUGGCGAAAGUGGUGAAAGUGGUGAAAAGGAAGUAAUUAAGGGUAAUGAAGAUAGUAACAAAAUAAAUGUAGACCAUAUCAAAGAAAAGAAUGAUAAUAAAAUCGAAGAUGAAAAUGUACAUAAAUAUAAUAUAGCUAAAGAUAUGUUAUUAUUAUCAAAUAGUAAUUGUAAUAGUACAACGGAUAAUGAUAGUAAUAUAUAUUAUGAUAUGAACAAUAAAUAUAGUUGUCAAGAGUUAGGACAAAAUGAUGAAGAUUUUGAAGAAAAUAAUUCAAGUUUAAAAAAAUAUAUUGGAAAUAAUGAUUCAUAUAAUUAUAAUAAUAUAUCAAUGUAUAAAUGUUAUAUUGCUAAUAGUUCAUGUUUUAAUAAUACAAUUUUAACAUUAACAGAAAAUAAAGAUGAAGCAAUAUUAUUCGAAGUUUUUAACUAUGAACAAAUUGUUGAAUAUGAUUCAAUUAAAUGUGCAUCAGAAUAUAUUUUACAAUUUCUUUUAAAUUUAAAAAAAACAAGUUCACAAGAUUUAUCAACCAUAUCUAGUGUUAAACAUUCAAAUUUUAUAUCAUUGAAUGAUGAAGACUGGAAUAUUAUACCAGCAUAUAUGUGA
This is a messenger RNA of Plasmodium yoelii, 2619 nucleotides long. Its product is annotated as autophagy-related protein 23, putative. The transcript has 19 exons. Lineage: Eukaryota; Apicomplexa; Aconoidasida; Haemosporida; Plasmodiidae. The record is from RefSeq and is a predicted model, not a curated record. The coding region runs from base 1 to 2619 and encodes 872 amino acids.